CCUUUAUGAUCCCGGGAUCUCCCACUUCCCUCACCAGACAUCAGCCAGCAACAGAGGCGAACACAGCUCCCUCUCUGACUCUCGCACUGUCUCUGCCUGCAGCCGCAACUCAUCCAGAGACUCCAGAGAGACCGCAGCAGCAUCUCAAACACCGGUCCCUUACAGAAUUACACUCACAAAGGAACUGGCAGGACAACGGGCAGUGCAACUUGCACAAAAGGGGAUCUACAGCUGUUUUGAGCAUAUAGCCAGGGGAGGAAGACAUUUAUCUACGUUUUUAACCCCACACUCUUGUGCCCUUCUGCGUCGUGCCACAAUGUCCGAGGUGCUGCCAUACAACGAGGGGAAAAUGAGCGGCUAUGGGGCAGACAGCGAGGUCAGUCAGAUGUCCUUUAGCUGCGGACUACAGGACACAAGCGCCUUUUUUGCUGCGUCGCAGGCGAAAAGACCCCCAAAGCUGGGACAGAUCGGCAGAGCCAAGCGAGUGGUCAUCGAGGACGACCGAAUAGACGAGGUCCUCAAGGGGAUGACAGACAAGUCUUCGCCCGGCGUUUAAACGCGAAGGAUGCCUUGCAGACUUUUUCAUUUUGAUCACCGAUUUGAAGAAGCACUUGUCGGCUGUGCAUGUUCGAGGACUGCAGGAGAAAACGACGGCACGAAGCGAGGAUGGGAUGACGAAAGGAAACCAAAAAGGGGGCAAAAGAAGGGGAAACUGAGAAAGGAAGAGAAACGAGGAAGAGAGGAAACAAGAGAGAAGGAGAAGGAGAGAUAGACUCUGGAAAAAACCAAGAUUUAUCAAGGGAUUGCUGGCAAUUCUCCAAACGAAUCCCGAUUUUAACUACUGCUGUGCAGCACGAUGUUGAGAUGGCGGACAAUGCUCUGUAUCUCAACCUCUGCUGACUUUAGUGAUGGAUGAACUUGUCAUUACUUCAAAACCAUCUCCUUUUCCUUUCCAAAAGCGCUGUAAGCAACAAAAUACUGCAACUGGAGGCUGAGGCUAAAUCCCAGCCCUGUUUCAGUGAGUUGUACAGUAGGUAGGUAGGUAUGUAGGUAUCCCCCCCCCCCGGGCCCAUU
Messenger RNA from Monopterus albus (swamp eel), 1074 nucleotides. It is a transcript of the gene camk2n2a, whose product is annotated as calcium/calmodulin-dependent protein kinase II inhibitor 2a. The transcript is spliced from 2 exons. Gene Ontology annotation, molecular function: calcium-dependent protein kinase inhibitor activity; protein kinase binding. Gene Ontology annotation, biological process: negative regulation of protein kinase activity. The record is from RefSeq and is a predicted model, not a curated record. Bases 317 to 556 code for a protein of 79 amino acids. NCBI's taxonomy places the organism in Eukaryota, Metazoa, Chordata, Actinopteri, Synbranchiformes, Synbranchidae.